Messenger RNA from Rotaria sp. Silwood1, 1458 nucleotides. NCBI's taxonomy places the organism in Eukaryota, Metazoa, Rotifera, Eurotatoria, Philodinida, Philodinidae. The record is from the annotation of a GenBank genome assembly.
AUGAUGUUAAUAAUUGUUGUCUUAUUAGCUAUUCGAUUUUCUAAUAUUGACACUUGCCCAAUAUAUUGUCAAUGUUAUUCUGCAUUUGAUGGUUAUCAUGUAACAUGUCAAAAUGCAAAACUUUAUGAAAUUCCAUAUAAUUUAAUAAAAUUUCUUCAAAAAACUCAACAUCAAAAAUUAAUUAUUGAUUUAAGUUCAAAUUUUCUUUCAAUAAUACCAUGUGAUUUAUUUCAAAUAUCAACAAUAAUAACAUUAAUAUUAACAAAAAAUUCUAUUGAAUAUAUACCAUGGUGUUUUUCACAAUCAUCAAUACAAAUACUUCGAUUAAAUCAAAAUCAAUUACGUUUUAAUCAAACAACAAUUUUAUCAAGUUCAAAAUUAUAUUAUCUUGAUAUUUCACAUAAUAAAAUAUCAACAUUACCACGAACAUUUUUUAAUUAUAUUCGACAUCUUCGUAUAUUAAUAUUAAAUGGUGAAUUAAAUUUAUUUCAAUUAAAUAAUGAUCAAUGGUUACGUUCAUUAACAACAAGAAAUCAAUUAAAAAUAAUAAUAUGUGAUGAAAAUUUUCAUUUACCAUUAUGUUUAUUUAAUUAUUUAUUUCAAACAAAUAAAUUAUUAUCAAUUGAAUUAAAUUCAAAUAUAUAUUGUGAUUGUUCAUUUGUUUAUUUAACAUUAAAAAAAAUUCAUUUUCAUUAUUGUCAAAUUCAACAACAAGAAGGAAAAUGUAAUCUUCAAACAUCUUAUUUUAUACAUAAUUAUUCAUUAAUUAAUUUACAAAAUGAUAAAUAUCGUCAAAUAUGUUUUAAUGAAUAUCAAUUUUGUCAAAAUAUACAAUUAAAUCAAAAUUAUCAAUUGACAACAAAUAAUUUUAAUUUAUCAUUAAAUAAUAAUCAGACGAAAUCAUUAUUAUUUAUUAAUAAUUCAUCAAUAAUAACAACAACAACAACAAUAAUAACUAUGAUUAGUACAGUAACAUUUUCAAAGAAAGAAAAUAUAACCGCAGGUGCUAUUAUUCCUUUUAUACUUGUUUUAAUUAUUAUGACAAUAGUCUGUCUUUAUGUUAUUCUAUCUGGACGUAUUAUUAAAAUAAAAAAUCGAGAAUCAAUUAAAGAUUUUAUUAUUGAACAAAAAAAACAAUCCAAUAUGUCAACUAUUGUUACAAGUGUGAAUUCUGAUAAGAAACUUGCACGACUCGACGAAUCAAUUUCAAUUGAAAAUGUUAAUAUGAAUUCAAAUCCACAAAAAAAUUCAUGUUAUCAACGAAAUCAUUCAUAUUCUGAUGAAGAAUCUGAACUAACAUUUUAUAGUAUGAACAAUAAUAAUAAAAAUUCUUCAACAUCAUUUAUACAAUCUUCAAUGUCUGAUAUUGAUAUAGCAUCAUUAACAUCAACAAUAAAUUCUUCAUUAUCUAGUGAAACUAUUAUUAUUUCUAAUCGAAAUCAAAAAAGAAUAUAUUGA